Molecule: messenger RNA, 1482 nt
Organism: Candidozyma auris
Lineage: Eukaryota; Fungi; Ascomycota; Pichiomycetes; Serinales; Metschnikowiaceae
Product: deubiquitination module subunit
Exons: 1
Coding region: 1-1482 (493 amino acids)
Biological process (GO): regulation of transcription by RNA polymerase II; regulatory ncRNA-mediated heterochromatin formation; RITS complex assembly
Cellular component (GO): SAGA complex
Source: RefSeq, a predicted model, not a curated record
AUGUCCAAAAGUGGCGUUGACCUGUCCCGAAUCGUUACUCUCGAUAGCGUACGUUCCCUAGCGUCUCCAGUAAACUCGUCAAAGGCUGUCUGGAAGGACUUGGGCGUCUAUUUGGACAAGAAACUCGACUGGCACUUGGAAUCGUCCCCAAACAAUUCUUCGAGUGCAGCCUCUACAAAGCUCUUAUACACGGCUCUUUCGGACUCCUCCUACUUAUCCCAGGUCUCAAAGUACCAGAUCUGUAACAGCUGUGGCAGGCCCAUAGGCGAGGAUUCUUUGGCAACACACUACGAGCGGUGUUUGGAAAUGAAGCAAAAGAGAGCAGAGGCGGAAAAUGGCUCCGCCACGCCCUCAGUGACUACAAACAAGAGAAAGAGAGGCAGAGCCGCCCUAUCAGAGACCCAGGGCUCCUCUGUUGACUCCUCUCGCAUGACACUGCCUAACCCUAGUACUCCUAGUAACUCACAGAGUCUGAAAGAUCAACCCAGACCUAAAAAGAAGUAUAAGAAGAGUCAGAUGCAGAAGGAGAAGGAGGCAGCUAACGCUGCGGCAGCGGCGGCCGCUGCUGCUGAAGCAGCUGCUCAAAGAGCCAAUAGUCAGCAUAAAAAGAAGAAGACGCAAAAGCCAAAGGCUCCGUCGAAGGCAAAAGGGCAUGUGGAUGUGGAAAAACAGUGUGGUGUUCCAUUGCCCAUGGGAGGUUUCUGUGCUCGUUCUUUAACCUGUAAAACACACUCUAUGGGUGCAAAGAGAGCUGUUCCUGGCCGUAGUGCUCCUUAUGAUGUUUUGCUUCAGCAGUACCAAAAGCGUAACCAGGCGAGGUUGGCUCAGAAUAAUGCCUUGGCUGCGCAAAGAAGAGAAAACGCUCAGCUUUCCGGUAUGGCUGGCGUGGAAGGCGCCGAUGGUGGCGCUGGCGCUCUCCCUGUGGUGCUCGACCCUGAUGAGGAGACCCACCUCGUGUUGGAAGGUGUCUCCAAAAGUGCACCCAUUCCUUUGGAGCGGAAGGUCAUGAUUGCCGCAAGAAGCAGGCACCGUUUCCUCAGCAUGCGUGAAGCGUAUGCUAAUGCGUUGAUCACCAACGGCGCUUCAACUACAGACUCUCUGGGCUCUUCCGGAGACCUCACGCUUGCAAAUCAGGCCAUCUCAGGCUCCAUCGGCGGUCUUCAAAGCAGAUGCGCAUUGGUGAAUGUGGAUGCUACGCCGAAUACUGAGCAGUCUACACAAGUCAGUGCUGCUAUCAAUGGUGAGUUUUACAACGUGAGAACUGCUCUGAAGGCCAUCGCUACCACUGCACAAUACAACUAUCAGCAACAGAAGCAGUUCCAGCAGAGAGUGUAUGAGCUUCAGCAACAACAGCUCAAGCAGAGGCAAAUGAUGCAACAACAGGCUCAGCAAAAACAACAACAGCAGCAGCAACAACAGCAGCAGCAACAACAAGCAGCAGCCAGACAAGAACAGCGCCCUGUAGCAGCACAAUCGCUGUAA